This is a messenger RNA of Hypomesus transpacificus, 1192 nucleotides long. RefSeq names its product translocase of inner mitochondrial membrane 13 homolog (yeast) (gene timm13). Bases 132 to 419 code for a protein of 95 amino acids. Lineage: Eukaryota; Metazoa; Chordata; Actinopteri; Osmeriformes; Osmeridae. The transcript is spliced from 3 exons. The record is from RefSeq and is a predicted model, not a curated record.
GCCUACAGGAAGUUGGGUAUGUGAUGUUCCGGUUCUGUCAAGGGCAUUGAGCUUACUGCCAGAAGUAGUUACAUGCACGUGUAAUUUAUAGUUUCACUACUAAAUAGCUAUCGAUAUUUUCACAAUCAAACAUGGACGGGUUCGGUUCAGAUUUUUCAGCGGGUGCUGGGUCUGGUAAAAUGGACACUGGCACAAUUAUGGAGCAAGUGAAGGUCCAGAUUGCAGUAGCUAAUGCGCAAGAGCUGUUACAGAGAAUGACAGAUAAAUGCUUCAAGAAAUGCAUAGGUAAGCCCGGAGGCACGUUAGACAACUCUGAACAGAAAUGCAUCGCCAUGUGCAUGGAUAGAUACAUGGAUGCCUGGAAUACCGUGUCGCGUGCCUACAACUCCAGACUGCAGAGGGAGAGGGCGCGCAUCUGACCUGUCCCUCCUUCAGCCCCACACGGCAGGCGCAGACGUCUGGCAUCGGAGGUGAUUUGGCCGCGGUUAAGAACGCAUGUGUGCGCGCCAUCAUCCCACAAGACGUGGCCAGGUCACCAGUGUCUGUGGAUGCUAGCCUCUGUGAUACCUAAUGGACAUGUUCCUUGCAAUAAGGAAUUGUAAAACACACAUGGGGACAGAUUAUAGUUAUUUUUUAUUUUAUGUCAUGAGAGUUGUUGAUGAUGGAUGUUCAUGUGGACAACUGUUAUGAUGUACAACAUGGCUGAAUCCGUCAUGGUCCAACUGUAACUCUUCCCAAGGAGUAACCAUUCUUUAGUUUGUCUUGUGUGUGUGACACCAGUGUCAAAGAAAGCUCUUGUUACUUCCUCUACAAACCCACCUUUCAUCCAGCAUCAGAAACAGUUUUGUUUUCAUAACAGUAAACUGGCAUUCAAACUGUCUCGUAUCAGACUGCACCCUGAGAACUAGGUUGGGUUGUUGUGUUUGUGAUCGUCCUGUCUGGGCUCCAGUGUAGGGCUCUGCUGAGCGGAACAUGGACAAGAAAAACCUUUAUUUCUUUGUAUGCUCCAGCUGCUGUAGCUAGUUCUGGGAAAACUAAUUCUAAGGCUCUUCAUCCCUUUUGGCUUUGUGGAAGAAGGAAGAGAAUGACGCUCUUUGAACACUUGAGGAUGCUGCUGGAAUGAUAUGUUUGUGUGACUAACUAAAAUGGUAUUUUUCACGAAUGAAAAGUAAAUAAAUGCCAGAUAAUCGAA